AGCUCGAGGCUGCUUGGGGAAUUCACUUUGCCGCUUUGCCACUUCUCGCUCUUCAGGCUUCUGAUGGCUUUCUACCUCCGGCCCUAUCCCUUUCUUUAAAAGGAAAACUUCACUGAGAUUUUUCUUUCCCCUUGGAGGAGAGGAUUAAAAGUUCUCAGAACUGGUGCCGCCCGUGCCGCUCGGGCGCUGGGACGCCGUUUGCCGGCGGGGGUUCCAGUCCCACCAUGUGCACCAACAUAGUUUACGAGUGGCUGAAAGCGCUGCAGCUCCUGCAGUACGCGGAGUCCUUCGUGGAUAACGGCUACGAUGACCUGGAGGUGUGCAAGCAGAUCGGGGACCCGGACCUGGACGCCAUCGGGGUGCUGGCGCCCGCGCACCGGCGCCGCAUCCUGGAGGCCGUGCGCCGGCUGCGGGAGCAGGACGCCGCCGCCGCCGGCCUCUACUUCACGCUGGAGCCGCAGCCACCGCCCGCGCCACCCGGGCCGCCCGCGGUCGCCGUCCCCACUCGCCGCCGGGGGGAGCCUUGCGGCGGCCAGGCCCAGGGCCCCCGCGGAGACCCCCGCAGCCAGACGACCGCCCCUCGCGGCAGGGAGCUGGUGAGCUACCCGAAACUGAAGCUGAAGAUCAUGAUCAGGGAUAAGCUCGUCCGCGACGGCAUCCACCUGAGCAAGCCCCCGUACUCCCGCAAGGUCCCAAUGGCUGGCAUCCUAGAGUUCUUAAUGAAUUGGCCGAAGUCAUCACAGAACCGCUAGAUAUCAUUUUUGAGAACUCGUGGAGGACUGAUGAGGUGCCUGAAGACUGGAAAAGGGCAUAUUUAGAACCUUCUUUCAAAAAGGGAAAUGGAUGAUGACCCUGGAAAUACUCAUCAGCCUAACUUUUUGCUUGGAAAAAUUCUGGAAUAAUCAACUUAGUACACUGGGUAACGAACUUAUAAUAGCUAGACAAAAGACAGUGAAAUAUCACACAUAAAGAAGUACUGAGUUCAUUUUUUAAAGACAUACCAUUGUGAGAUACAUAUUUUGGGAUUCUGCCCUCGGUACUAAGAAUUCUUGCUGAAAAUAAGUGAGGUUGGCUAAGGCAUUUGGGUACUGACUAAUUUUAAGUGGUAAUACAAGACAAAAAGAUUUCUGGCAAUAGCUAGAAAUUACAUCAUUUCCAAAUUAGCCUUUAACUUGAGAAUAGUCAUUUUAAUUUUGUAUUUUAACAUACUUUUUCACUUUAUGUAGGGCUGCUUUCAUAGGUUAAGUAUUUUAUAUAAUUCUCUAUAGAAUAGUUUGGUGAAGGAAAUUCUUAUUUUAAAGUGCUUUAUAUAGUUAUUUCAUAUGUAGGUACAAUGAUAAAGGUGACAAAUUCAGGAACAUCUGCAAAGGAAGAAACUUUUUUGUAACUUCUCUUUUUAAGUUUCAUCUGGCUGAAGUUGAGUGUUAGGACCUGUGUCUUACUCUGAUGUACAUUGAGCAAGGGCCAGCUGUGUGACUGGAUGGCCAGUUUUCCUCAGCCCUGGACACUGCCAUGGCCCAGAUUCCCUCCCCAGAUUCUGAUUUCAGGCCUUUGGAGGUGGGGCAGAGAGGUGGGCCGUGGCAGUGGACAUUAAGAGCACUGUAUAACCACAGCCAAAAAGGAGAGUAGAAGGAGGUGGGAGGAGGAAAUUAAGAUGAAUCCGGAGUUCUUCUAAUUCCUAUUGUUUAUGCCUUUGGAUGUUGGCAGUUUUCUUUUCUGCUUAGAAAAUGCAGUCAUGUUGACCAGACCCAAAACUUAGUUAAAAGGAGAUCAUCAAAAGAGAUCCAGACAUGCAGCAAGCUCCACGGUCAGACAGCUUCUGAGAGCAGCUAGGCAGUACUGUAUUCCAGAAUCUUCCCUGCACUACUUAGAAGUACAAAAGAGAUUGAAGCUUACAUCACAUUGUAAUGCUCAAGAGUAGGGAACCCUCGGAGAAAAAGAGAUAGAUGUACAUUCAUUUAUUCCUGGUGCGUAGGGGAAUGGGUAGGCAGUUAAGGUCUCCAAGGGCUAUUUUAAUCACAAUACUGCUUUAAAAAUCUGAAGUUGACAUAGUUUAGCUACUUCUAGAGAUUAAUUUAGACAUCGGGUAAAGUCAGUCUCAUUCUUAUGUACAAAUGCAAGGAAAUUAAGCUCUAAAAGCAUGUAUACGUUGUCUUUUAAACUACAUGUUUAAAAAAAAACUGCUUGCAGUUUUGUAAGAAUUAUACGCCAAUCAGCCUUUCAUCAUUUUUUUUUUCCAAGUGAGUCUUUAAAAUUUCCAAGUUAUGUUUUGUUUUUGUUUUUGUUUUUUUUAAGGAGUGGGGGUCUCUGUAGAUUAUAGAUAUAAUUUAUUGUGAUAAUAAAUGGCUUCCUGUUCGAGACCUCAUUUCCAGGUGCAGGAUCUGUGGCAGAUUUAUUUCACAGAUAUACAUUUACAUGCAUUUGUUGAAUUGUUGCUAGAGAGGACCCGAUUUCUGAAAAAUCUAGUAUUUUUCACUGUGGGCAUUAUGAUGCAAUCUGCUGCAACCAAAAAGGGGGCUCUUUGGUCAUUGCAAGUUUUAUUUUCUAUUUAUAUAAUGUCUAGCUUCAAUUAUUUUGCCAAAUUUAAAUCUUCUCUUUGUGUUUACUCUUGGAAUUUGAAAAUAACAAUCCUCUAUCACAAUGUAGAAUGGUGAAAUAGCCCAUGGAUUUUAAAGACUUCUUACCUAAAGCUACAGGAAGAAAGCUUUAAAAUAAGCAGAGAAAUAUUAAAGGAAGCCCAUUAAUUCUUUUGCAUUAAAUGAAGAUGAGUUAAGAGUUAGAAUAUAAGACAUAAGAGAAAGGAAGUAAUCUUACCAUGAAUUAUAUCUGGAGAUAAUUAUGCUUAAGAAGAGUAAUUUUUUCAUAGUGUUUUUUUCUUUUAUCUAAUAUUCAUGAUAUCCUUAAUUUUUUAAGGUAAAGGAAAUAGCAAAGGGACAAAUAAAUAUAUUAUCAAAACUAGAGGAUUAUCUUGAUUUGUAUUUCCUAGAACAUGAAGAGAGGUUAAUUACAGACUUUUACUUCAUAAUAUUGAGGAAAUGAGAGGAUUAUAGCAACACUUUCUUCAUUUCAUCUUAAAACAAAAUUUUUAAGGUGAGGAAAGAAAGAUUUUACGCACAUAUUCUUGGCAUAGGGAAUGCAUGAUUUUAAGGGCUCUUUCCUCACAGAGGAAUUUACAGCAACAUAGAAUAGCUGUACUCAAGCAGUUUUUCAAUCCAGAGAAAUUUAUAGCAUCUUGGUGUUGUGAAAUUAAUAACAGAAACAGUAAGCACUGAGUUUUUAUUUUGGAGUUCCUCAGAUCUGAGUUCAAAUUCUAGAAUCACGUUGAUAGCUUUUUCCUGUCAUGAAUCUGUUAAGAACAUAAGCUAAGAAUGUAGCAUGAGAAAUGAUCUUGAACAAUUAUUAAACUCAUCAAAGCUUUUCAUCCUUGUCCAUAAAAUGGGAAGAAUACAUACCCUCCCUUAGUUCUUAAGAGGCUUAAGAAUUCUGCAACAUACACCCACACAGUUCUUGGCUCGGUGUUGGACACAUAGUAAGUGCGCAGUGCCUCGCUCCCUUCCCUUCUUUCUUUCCUCUUAUAUGAAAGAGAUUACCUUAAAACUGACUAGAACACUCAAGAAUAAAUCGACUCAAGCAUAAAUUGUCCGUAUUGAUGCCUUAAACCCACUGAAUAAGGCCCUUUGCUUUCUUUUAGGAAGGAUAAAGGAGAGCUACAGUGCCUGCCCAUAGUAGGAGUUGAGUAAAUGUUUAUUGAUCGAAUGAAAAGAAUGUGAUUUUUAAAAACAAUGAGCGAAUAGCUAAGGCCAACAUUUUUCAAGUCUGGGGAAAUUGUCACAUAGACAUAUAAAGGUAUUCUUUAAGUUGCCCCUUUUUAAAACAGCUUUAGAUUUAUAAAUUUAGUGUGCAAAUUAGAGAGUGGCAGAUAUGCAUUUCCUCUGAUGUUAUGAUUGUGAUUUACAAGUUAAGAGUGCAAAUGGGCAUUCCCCCGUAGCCUUUUCUGGGAUAAAUCCAGCCAAGACAUGAAGCAGAUGAUGGUGGAUCGGCAAACUCUUUUCUAUGCAAAGAGAAACCAGAUGCGCAAGUGGCUGGAAUGCACCUGCCAGGAAACUGAGAUAAGCCUGUCUGGAUUGUCCUCUGUGAAGAAUCUGGGUGUUGUAAACAGGUCCUUUGCAUGGGCAUUGAACAGUAACAAAAAGGAAGGUGGAAGAAAAUUAAAUUCUUCGACAAAAUGGUUAAUUUUUACAUGUCAUAUUUAAUUACGUGUCAAAAUAUCAUGUUCAGACAGGUGGAGGAUUUCUGCAUUUCAAAGUGAAUAAGGAAUAAAGAGUAGAAAAUUACAUCCAGAGACAUAUGCAAGAAAUGAGCAAGAGCUACACCUCCAAAAUGGCCAGUUCACCAUUCAGACCAAGGGCAGAGGAACAGAAUUCUUAGAAGAGACCAGCUGGCAUCUUAUGCUUAGAAUAAAACCAUCAUAGUUGCUGUAUUAAAUUAAACCAGAUAAGUUGUACAGAGCAAAGUGAAUCAGCUAGGCUUUCUCUUUUAGAAUUUUCUAAUUGGCAGUCUCAGAGGUCAUCAAUUAAGUAUUCCUACAUCAGAUGUUUUAUACUAUCAGAUACUUUGAUUAGAAAAUCCUCUUCAGUUUUCUAUUAUUAAUCUCUAAGGAG
Molecule: messenger RNA, 4661 nt
Organism: Balaenoptera ricei (Rice's whale)
Lineage: Eukaryota; Metazoa; Chordata; Mammalia; Artiodactyla; Balaenopteridae
Gene: SAMD5
Product: sterile alpha motif domain containing 5
Exons: 2
Coding region: 225-752 (175 amino acids)
Molecular function (GO): protein binding
Source: RefSeq, a predicted model, not a curated record